Lodderomyces oxycetoniae is the source of this 381-nucleotide messenger RNA. RefSeq lists its product as uncharacterized. The coding region runs from base 1 to 381 and encodes 126 amino acids. Lineage: Eukaryota; Fungi; Ascomycota; Pichiomycetes; Serinales; Debaryomycetaceae. The record is from RefSeq and is a predicted model, not a curated record. The transcript has a single exon.
AUGCAAUUCUCAAAAGUCGCCGUCUUAGCCGCUGUUACUGGUUCAGCUUUAGCUUCAUACAACUCAACUGUUCACGAAAUCGCUACAACUGUUAUCACAAUCACUUCAUGUGAAGACAACAAAUGUACUGCUCUUCCAGUUACCACUGGUUUGACCACUGUCACUGAAUAUGACACCAUCUACACCACUUACUGCCCACUUCCUACUGAAACUGAAGCUGAAGUUGCCCCAUCCCAACCAACAACUGUCGCUGCUGAAUCUUCUUCAGUUGCUCCAUCAUCAACUCCUGCUUCUAACAAUACCAUUGCUCCAAUUGAAGGUGCUGGUAACAAAUUGCAAGUUGGUGCUGCUUUGAUUGGUGCUGCUGCUUUGUUAUUUUAA